AUGUUGAAUGUUGGCACGAAUUUAGGUAUAUUACGUUUAUUUUCCCCUAAUCUUCAAUAUCAAUCAUUUUCUUCUUCUCUUUUUCUCCUGCUUCCAACGACCUUAAGGGUGGCACCUCCACCCAAUGAAUCGGAUAAACAGGUGGAUGCUCCUGUAUAUGCAGUAGGGACUAAUGUAAAACCAGCAGAAAUAGCUAGACAAGAUAGACAAAAAUAUGAUGAUGAAUUGAAAAAUGUGAAGAGAACAUUGAAUCCCACAAAAGUUUUGCUUCUUGUGGAUACGAUGACAGGGCAAGAAGCUGCAGAUGGGGAUUCAAGAGGUGGAGCAGCUCCGAGUGUUAAAGAGGUGUCAGAAAAUCCAAUUAAGCUUGUGGGACGUGGAGAGAGGAUGGAGGAUCUUGAACCCUUUUAUCCAGAUCGAAUGGCAGAAAGGAUCUUAGGCAUGGGAGAUGUUCUCUCAUUUGUGGAGAAAGCACAAGAAGUUAUGAAACAAGAAGUUGCUGAAGAUUUGCAGAAGAAGAUCAUGAGUGCAAAAUUUGACUUCAAUGACUUCUUGAAGCAAACUCGAGUUGUUGCAAGGAUGGGUUCCAUGUCUCGUGUUUUUGGAAUGAUUCCUGGAAUGGGAAAGCCUGAACUACUUGCAGAAUCCCCUGCUAGAAGAAAGAGAAUUGCUCAAGAAUCUGGAAAGAUCGAGCAGCAGUAUUCAAAGUUGUAUGGUGGUCACUCAUGA
Lactuca saligna is the source of this 729-nucleotide messenger RNA. Lineage: Eukaryota; Viridiplantae; Streptophyta; Magnoliopsida; Asterales; Asteraceae. The record is from the annotation of a GenBank genome assembly.